Messenger RNA from Chrysochloris asiatica (Cape golden mole), 5868 nucleotides. It is a transcript of the gene ZBTB10, whose product is annotated as zinc finger and BTB domain containing 10. Lineage: Eukaryota; Metazoa; Chordata; Mammalia; Afrosoricida; Chrysochloridae. The record is from RefSeq and is a predicted model, not a curated record. The transcript has 7 exons. Gene Ontology annotation, molecular function: protein binding; RNA polymerase II cis-regulatory region sequence-specific DNA binding; DNA-binding transcription factor activity, RNA polymerase II-specific. Gene Ontology annotation, biological process: regulation of transcription by RNA polymerase II. Bases 27 to 2546 code for a protein of 839 amino acids.
CGGGACACCGGGCGGCGGCGCGCGCCAUGUCGUUCAGUGAAAUGAACCGCAGGACGCUGGCGUUCCGAGGAGGCGGGUUGGUCACCGCCAGCGGCGGCGGCUCCACGAACAAUAACGCUGGCGGAGAGGCCUCGGCUUGGCCUCACCAGCCCCUGCCGCGACAGCCCCAGGCGCCAGCGCCUCAGCAGCUCAAUGGGCGGGGGGCCGACGAGGAAGUGGAAUUGGAGGGCCUGGAGCCCCAAGACCUGGAGGCCGCCGCCGGGGCCGCCGCCGCCGAGGAAACCAAGGAGUUGUUGCUCCCCCAAGAGGCGGGGGGCCCCACCUCGCUGGGCGGCGGUGGCGCGGGGGGCCCCCUGCUAGCGGAAAGGAACCGUCGGACUCUGGCCUUCCGAGGAGGUGGCGGGGGUCUGGGCAACAAUGGCAGUAGUCGCGGCCGCCCCGAGACCUCGGCGUGGCCCCUGAGGCAUUUCAAUGGGCGAGGGCCGGCGGCUGUGGAUCUGGAGCUGGACGCGCUGGAGGGGAAGGAGUUGAUGCAGGACGGCGCGUCCCUGAGCGACAGCACCGAGGACGAGGAGGAGGGGGCGAGCCUGGGCGACGGCAGCGGGGCGGAAGGCGGCAGCUGCGGCAGCAGCAGGCGGUCGGGCGGCGACGGCGGGGACGAAGUGGAGGGCAGCGGCGUGGGAGCUGGCGAAGGCGAGACUGUCCAGCACUUCCCGCUGGCGCGACCCAAGUCCCUCAUGCAAAAGCUCCAUUGCUCUUUCCAGAGCUCCUGGCUCAAAGAUUUUCCCUGGCUGCGGUAUUCCAAGGAUACUGGCCUUAUGUCUUGCGGCUGGUGCCAAAAGACCCCUGAGGACGGGGGAAGCGGGGACCUUAGCCAAGUGGGGCACGACGAGCUUUCGCGAGGGACCCGCAACUACAAGAAAACCCUUCUCCUGAGGCACCACGUCUCUACCGAGCACAAAGCCAACGCCCAGGAGUCAGAAAUACCAUCAGAGGAGGGGUACUGUGACUUUAAUAGUAGGCCAAAUGAGAACUCUUAUUGCUAUCAACUACUUCGACAACUAAAUGAACAGAGAAAGAAAGGUAUUCUUUGUGAUGUCAGCAUUGUGGUGAGUGGAAAAAUCUUUAAAGCUCAUAAGAACAUCCUGGUUGCAGGCAGCCGUUUCUUUAAGACUUUAUAUUGCUUUUCAAACAAAGAAAGCCCUAACCAAAACAAUACUACCCAUUUAGAUAUUGCUGCAGUUCAAGGUUUUUCAGUCAUCUUGGACUUCUUGUAUUCUGGUAACCUGGUGCUCACAAGCCAAAAUGCCAUUGAAGUGAUGACUGUGGCCAGCUAUCUUCAAAUGAGUGAAGUUGUUCAAACUUGCCGAAAUUUCAUUAAAGAUGCCUUAAAUAUAAGCAUUAAAUCAGAAGCUCCAGAAUCUGUAGUUGUGGACUAUAAUAAUAGAAAACCAGUUAAUAGAGAUGGUCUGUCUUCAUCACGAGAUCAAAAAAUUGCCAGUUUUUGGGCAACACGGAAUCUUACCAACUUGGCAAGUAAUGUAAAAAUUGAAAAUGAUGGUUGUAAUGUCGACGAGGGCCAAAUAGAUAACUACCAAAUGAACGACAAUAGUUGGGUCCAGGAUGGCUCUCCUGAAGUGACGGAAAAUGAAUCUCAAAGUCAAACAAAAGUGUUUAUUUGGAAUGAUAUGAGCUCCCAGGGAAUUCAAGAGACUGGAAAAGCGAGGAGGAAAAAUCAGACUGCGAAGCGAUUUAUUUAUAAUGUACCACCUAAUAAUGAAACAAAUUUAGACGAUUGUUCAGUGAUGCAGCCACCUGUUGCCUAUCCGGAAGAAGAUUUGUCAUUCAUCAAGGAAGAGCCAGAUUUGGAUGGUGCUUUACUCUCAGGGCCAGAUUGUGAUAGGAAUGUGAAUGCAAGUUUGUUGGUUGAAACUGGCUCUGGUCAAGAUGGAAGUGAUGCUGGUACUUCACAUGAUUUCAAGUAUGGGUUAAUGCCUGGUGCUUCCAAUGAUUUCAAGUAUGGAUUGUUGCCCGAAUCUUGGCCAAAACAAGAAGCUUGGGAAAAUGGUGAAUCACCUGUAACCAUGAACAAGUUAAAAUGCCCUCAUUGUAGCUAUGUAGCCAAAUACAGACGAACACUAAAAAGGCACUUGCUCAUUCAUACAGGAGUGAGGUCAUUUAGUUGUGAUAUUUGUGGAAAGCUGUUCACUCGAAGAGAACAUGUUAAAAGACAUUCCCUGGUGCAUAAAAAGGAUAAAAAAUACAAAUGUAUGGUGUGUAAGAAGAUCUUCAUGUUAGCAGCCAGUGUUGGAAUAAGACAUGGAUCUCGACGCUAUGGUGUUUGUGUAGACUGUGCUGAUAAAUCACAACCAGGAGGGCAAGAAGGUGUAGAUCAGGGACAGGAUACAGAUUUCCCACGGGAUGAAGAGUUUGAAGAGAAUGAAGUCGGAGAAGCUGAUGAAGAGCUUGUUGAUGAUGGAGAAGAUCAGAAUGAUUCAUCUCGAUGGGAUGAAUCAGGAGAUGUUUGUAUGUCUCUAGAUAAUUAACUGACCGACUAUACUCCUCAAGGAUGCUGCAUUUGGACAUAAUAUGAAUCAACAAUUUGAAUUGUUGAACCUGAAGGCUUGCAUAAUAUGGUACAUAAUAUGGUAGUUAUGUUGCUGUGAAAACUGUAGGGUCAAAGCCUUAUAGCAAAAAAAAUUUUUUUAUAUUUGCACAGGACUGUACAGCGACAACCUUGUGGUUGGAUUACAUGAAGUCCCCACAUAUUCAUUCAGUUAUCAAAGUAAAAAUAUUUUUUAUUUAUAGGAUAUACAGUAACUUUGGGUCCUAUGAAAAUAGAGUACCUGUCCUUGUAGAGCUUACAUUCAUGUGCUACCUUAACAUGAAUGAAGAAAAUCCAUUUAUGGAAGUACAGAGAUAGCUGACCCAAUCACUCUGUCCAUCAAACCACUCAGGCUAGUUUGUACUAGUAGAGUUUUGUUUCUAUUUUUAUUUUUAUUAUUAUUAUUUUUUAAUACAGAUUUUCAGUGAGGGGCUUUUUUCAACCCCAUUGGUUCUACCUUCUUGUAUUUCCCAUUUUAAUUUCUUCAUAACUUAAAAAAAAAAGUCUCUUCUAGUCUUAGGUAUUAUUUCUCAAUUUUGUGCUGAGAGGCAUGUUUAUAAGAACUGGAGAGGUAAUUUAUUGGAAUGAACUAACUGACUUCCUCCAUUCCCCCUUUCCUUUUUUGACAUGAAUUUUACUACUUCAUAUGUAGAAUGAUGUUGCAAAGUUACCGUGGUGAAGUUGACAAAUACCACUAAAAUGAUUAUGAUUUAGAAGUAACUUUCUCCUGCUGCUUUAAUCUGAUAAAUGGUUACUAUAUGACGUUUUCUAAUAUGGCAGUCUCAGUUUUGGGUAUCUGUUACUUUGGCACUAUUCUUGUUAGCCUUUUUUUUUUUUUUUUUUUUGCCAGUGUACUAUACCUCAGUCCUAUUUCAAAGACAAAUCUUAAUUGAAAGAAAAGUCAUAGAAACAAUAAGUAAAAUUAUUUGUUUUAUAAUAUAUCCUCCAUGUCCAGUUUGGUUAGCUUGUUAUGCAAUAUAAGUGAAAUAUCAGGUUUUUAUCCCUGUGCCCUUUUUAUCAUUAAAAUUAACAUAAAAAUUACAUUCUCUUUUGUUUCAUACUUACCUGGGAUAUUGAAUGUCUUAAAAUUGUGAUGGAUAAAUUAAAUUUUUAAUUCUUUAGUUAUCAUACCUUAAUAUUUAGUCUUUCUAUUAGUAACCAUGAUUCAGCAAUCUAUAUCUCACAAAUAAAAUAAUGAGAGGAUUUACAGCUUAUUUUGUUAACUAAGUUCUUCAGGGUACAAAAGGUAAUAUUUAUAUUAAGUUAAAAUUACCAGAUUUAUUUAGCCUGGUGGCAAAUGAAUUAGUUUAUGAUCAUUGAACUCACAGCAACAUUUCCCAUUAGUAAUGUUAACAUAAACAGCAUUUAUCAGGAACAUAUUGUAUAUUAUAUAAGAUUGAAGGACAUCCUAUUUUCAGCUUUCUUUUAAAUAAAAAAAUUGAGUAUAUUUUCCUAUUUUAUAUCAGGUAACAAAAUUAUGCUAGUCAUGUAGAAAAAUUAUAAACUAUGUUUUGAUGGACUUAAUUUGGUGCUCCAUCUGAUCAAAGCUGAUAAGUUGUCAUGUUUUAAGAGACAAGCUUUUUCAAUAGAAUAAUGGAUUAAUGUUAGACAUUGAUGUUUCUGCUUGGUUAAAUCAAAGAUAAAUGACAGUUACAUGGCUAGAUUCAUCUUUGUCAUUUAAAUUUAAUUAUAGUUUCUACAUGACUGUAAACCUGACAGGCUACUAGCUUUGGUUUGAUUUUUGUUCAACUAAAGAAUACACAUUAUUCUCAAAUGUCCUAGUCAGAUGAGUAAAAUGUAAUUCUGGUGGGGUCCAAAGUAGAAAUUAGUAGGGCAAAGAUACUAUGAAUGAGAAAGUAUUUUAAACAUACAAUGUUCUGCUUUGUGAAUAUGUAAGUAUAGUAUAAAGAUUUCUUUCAUCCCAUUUAUCCCCCUCCUUUAAAAUAAACCAUAGUUUACAAUUGGUAGAUCUGUCUAUAUAUAAAUAUAUAUUAAAGAGAAAAGGUAUAUAUCUGGAAAUCACCUAAAUCUGUUUUAUUAGACUACAGUUCACUUAUUGCAUAGAAACUGGACUUGGCUUUACAUUCUUAAUGUACUUUUACUUUUCUUUAAGAUAUGAACUUGUUCUCUUGAAACUGAAUUUUCUUUUACUUUAAAUCAUUUAUGUAUAUCUGGUAAAUUAUGACCAAAUUUUUGUUAGAUUGCAUACAGUAAAUUGAAAUAUACACUUGGUACACUACAGGAUUGUUGUGCUUUUGUUUGGUUUUAGUUGGAAACAAGGUUUGAUGUAGAUGGCUUGUUACUGUUAAUUUAAAAUAUUCUAUAAUUGUCCAUUGCCUUUUAUGUUGUGUUGUGACAGAUUUGACUAUAUAUUUAGUCAAUUGAAAUAUGAUACUUUAAAAGUUUGUUUUUUUUUUAGAAAGGUAAUCCAAAGGAAAAAAUGUUUAUACUCUUGACUAGUAGCCUCAGCCUAUAUAAACUUUCUUGUUUAAAGUAAACAUUUUAUCAGAAACAAAAUUGACAGAUUUUCUACUUGCUGACUGCCUAAUUUAUUUUGUUUUAUGAUCUUGAGGGACUGCCUUUUCCCUUGUAGGUCUUUUUAAAAAAAUAGUUUUAGUACUAAGGUAUACUACUGGACAUUUCUAUUUUUUUAAGUAUAUUCUUUUUUCUGACUUACAGUACAAUUUGAGGAAGUUGACAGAUAUUAAGAAUUUAUGAUUGGUCUCAUAGAGAUAAUAACAAUGGAAUACUCAUAAUUUUGUCUUUGGAGCCUUGGCAGAAUUAUGUGGUAAACAUUUGUUGAAUUUUUCUCUUGUAACUUAUAUUUUAAGCAAAAUAUAUUUUAGAGCUUUUAAUUUUACUGACGGGGAAGAGUAUAAACUGUUUCAUAUUUACUGUGUAGUAACAGACCCUCUAAUAAAUCAAGAUCAUAUAUUGGUUCUUAAGAUUCUCAGAGAGAGUUAACUUCCAUAUGGUCCCUUCUUUGUCAUAACUAUUGGCCUUAUUUUUUCAAAUUCACUAGAUGUUUUGCUAAAUUUUUGCACCCUAGCAAUUUAGAACUAAAAGGAAAAAAAAAGAAACUUUAGGAAGGGGAAACUGAACAGUAAGGAGUAGGAUUAAUAUUCAGGGCUAAAACACUAGCUGGUUUAGGUAGAGCCAUCCUGAUGGAGAAGAGUGAGGAAGCACUCAGAACACUAUGAGAUAUGGGAUAAAUGCACAGUACAACUUAGCUGCUCACUAAUAGCUGUGAACCAAGAGGCGAA